CUUCUCCCUCCUAACCAACUUCACCCUCCCUCACCCCGCCACCAUGCCGUAUCUCCCCACCGCCCAAGCCUAUCUCGAACAAUCCGCCCUCCUCCUCCAAGCCUACCCGGACGCGAGAAUCACAACAAAAUACACCUUCCCACGCUCAUCACCCACCACCACAACCAAAGAUGAUCCCACCCCCACCAACACCACAACAACACCGUCCAAACCCCCCGUCGCCACUCUUGUCCUGAAAACCUUCCACCCGACCACCGGCAUCUGCCUGAAAUACAAAACCAACAAGGGCGCCGAAGUGGGCCGCCUGAUCACCUCGCUGGGCAAGUUAGCGGCCGGCUCGGAUGUCGAGGGCUUGGGGCUGGGGAAUGCUGCUGCUGCUGCUACUGCAGUGACGGGAGGAGGGGACGUGGAGAUGGGGGAGGCGCCUGCUAUCGGAAGUUCUACUACGACUGGGGAGAAUGAGACGGGGGCUGGAGCUGGAGCUGGAGCUGGGAAAGGUGGGAAGGGAAAGAAGAAGGGGGGAAGGGGAAGAGGUAAUCAAUCUUCUUCGUUUGAUUCUUCUUCUUUUUUUUUUUAUCGGCAUAUGCAAUUUCAGAUCGGAGAUUGA
Molecule: messenger RNA, 607 nt
Organism: Aspergillus heteromorphus CBS 117.55
Lineage: Eukaryota; Fungi; Ascomycota; Eurotiomycetes; Eurotiales; Aspergillaceae
Product: SRP9/SRP21 family protein
Exons: 2
Coding region: 44-607 (187 amino acids)
Biological process (GO): SRP-dependent cotranslational protein targeting to membrane
Cellular component (GO): signal recognition particle, endoplasmic reticulum targeting
Source: RefSeq, a predicted model, not a curated record